CUCCCUCCCCUCCCUCCCGCCCUCGCGCGCCUCCCUGCCUCCCUCCCUCCCUGCCGCGGCUCGGCUCCCUCCCCUCCCGCCGGCCGGAGGCAGCCGGGUCGCGCUCGCCGGCUCCCACUGCUCUUCCCCCAGUGAAUGGUCGCGGCGGGAGCGGGGGCAGGGCGAGCCCGGCGGGGCGCGGGCCGGCGGCGGCGGCGGGAGCGGAGCCCCAGCGCGGAGGAGCCGCCGGCAGCGGGCAGCGCCCGGCGAGAACAGAACAGGCCCCUGAUAGGAUCUGACUAUCCUUCUGCACGGCCAAAUCUGAAUAAUUCAAAGUUCACAGGAAAAUUCUGAUGGAAAACUGACCUGUUGAAAAGGGAAUUUCAAAUGCAAGUUCUAUUCUAAAUAAGACACCUCAAGGACCAGGAAGUCUACCAGCGAGCCUGUAGGGCCACCAGGUUAUCAGAGAUUAGAAGGAACAUUCAAAGAAGGAAAAGGAACCAAGAUAAAAGACCCCGGCACAGCCCCUUGAGAGCACAGCGGUGGCGUGGCCAGGGAGGGACAGCUGCCAGGCGAGGAGAGAGGAACACAGCAACGAGCUGUUGAAGUGCGCGGCGGCACUGCGACCCGGGGCCAAGCGAGGCCGGAGGAAGCUGGCUGCAGGGGAGGGGGGAGGCUGCCAAAAAGAAAGCAGGGACUUGUGAGCACGGUGUCCUGGUUACAUGCAGAUUUCUUGGUCAGGUCCCCAGGUUCAGCUCGGUUUGGAAAAAAAAAUAGCUGCAAGCUGACCUAGUAUCAUUAAUUUAAACUGGUAUGCACGUGUCCCAGAAAGAGUAUGCAUUAACUGAGAAAGAUGCUCAUGACUGACUUUGCAGGAAGCCAUUACUUUCAGCAUGAAGCUUCGAGUGCCAAGCUUAAUAUGCCAUCAUCCAAAACUGUUUGUCUUUCCAAAUGGCAGUAUUGCCAGAUGUCCGAAGUGGUUGACCUAAGUGGUUGAUCGAAAGACUUGGAACACAGGUGUGUGAUGUCAAUCUAGUGGGCAGUCCUUGGGGCCAUCCCCGCCAGCCUGGAGCGUCAUGUGCCAGUAUGAAUAUUAGGAAAGAAAAGCGCACUUCAGAGCUCAGCAUCCAAGAGAGAAAAAAGGAGGAACUAAGCAGAGAGAACAAAUGACCGUGCUGCUUGCGAAACUUUAGGCAGUUAACUUUUUCUCCUGAGAAAUUUUAUCUUGGCUGUUGUGAGAGAGCUGAAAAAGCAGAGCAGCAACAGUGAUUUUCUUAGUGUUCUUUUUUCUUUUUUAAUUUAAUUUUUUCUCCUUCUGCCUGGAUUUAAGACCAUCAGCUGCACUGAUCACAAGCACUGGACAUCAAUAUGUGUCAUGUCAUUGUAACGUGUCGGUCAAUGCUAUGGACGCUCCUGAGCAUUGUUGUGGCUUUUGCAGAGCUCAUUGCUUUCAUGAGUGCAGACUGGCUGAUUGGCAAAGCCAAACCUUUGAGCUCUGAGGAUAUGGACAACAGAACAGGAGGGUCGCAGGAGCCCUACCACCCAACGCUGGGCAUCUACGGGCGUUGCACCAGGAUCUCCCACAUGCAGGUUUCUAGACGAGACAUGCUUUGUGGUCCUUACGCUGAAAACUUCAAUGAGAUUGCCAGUGGGUUCUGGCAGGCUACCGCUAUUUUCCUAGCUGUGGGAAUCAUGAUUCUCUGUGCUGUGGCAUUUGUGUCCGUCUUUACUAUGUGUGUGCAGAGUAUUAUGAAGAAAAGUAUUUUUAAUGUCUGUGGGCUGCUACAAGGGAUUGCAGGCCUCUUCCUUAUCUUAGGCUUGAUACUUUACCCUGCAGGUUGGGGAUGCCAGAAAGCAAUAAGCUAUUGUGGACAUUACGCUUCUGCUUACAAACCAGGAGACUGCUCGUUGGGCUGGGCUUUCUACACAGCUAUCGGUGGCACUGUUCUGACAUUCAUCUGUGCUGUCUUCUCGGCGCAAGCUGAAAUUGCCACAUCCAGUGACAAAGUACAAGAAGAAAUAGAAGAAGGGAAAAACCUUAUCUGCCUCCUCUAACUACAGUGAGAAAAAUACCAGUGCCUGGAUCUUAAUCUGCUGUCCAGUGACUUGAUAAGCAGAUUCACUUACCUGUUUCCACCACUUGUGUGAUUGAGCCCCAUGCAUUCCAGCCCUGAACUACUGAAACAGUCUUUCUUCCUUGCUGGGCAAUGAGAAGCAGAGAAAGGAUCCCAAGAAAAUAGAAUGUAAAUUCUUGGGAAUUUUUUUUUUCAUUAUAUUAUCAGGACUAAGUGGAAUAUAUUAAUCAGAUGGGGGGGGAUGAGGAAACAUUUGUAUAUAGCAGGAAUGUUGUUAUAUAACUGACAAAUUCUGAUUGAUGCGAUUGCCUUACCCACCUUGGUCACUCUGAAGAAUUUGGAUUUAAAAUAAUAAAAGCCAGCAUAUUUUUCUUAUAUAAAAAAGGAGAAGCCUAUUUUAAUUAGGUUUUGUUUCCAAGGGCUACCCUCACCUGUGAAUACUUCACCACCACCUGCUUUGGUACCGUACUUUUCACUGAGGUGCUUUUUUGAUACUGAAUUUCCUUGAAGUACAGUGCCUUCUUGAAUAAUAAGUAUAUAAUGAAGAGAGAAAAGUUGACAUGAUGCAGUUUAUACCUAUCUUUAAGGAGGAGUUGAAGUUGAAUCCUUGCCAUAUUUCUUUGUAUUGAACCUUACAAUGCAAAAUAUGUGCUACUUUUUACUUAGCAGGUAAAAUAUUUUGGUUUCAUUGAAUAGGCAGAGAAGCUGUUGUUAGACUGGCUUACACCUGUGUCUGAUAAAAACUAGCAGAAUUAUUCUUUUAGCACAUGUUGGGCAAAAUAUUUAUACAGCAAUUGUGCCUUUAUCAGAAAGCAGAUAACUCCACAGCCCAGCUGGGCAUUAUCUUAUGAAUGCCAACAGUAUGGGCUGGACUUCAGCCGCCUCUACAAAUGUAGAUCACAUGUUGGACUUGCACAGUAUUAUUCUUUCUCUUGCCAGUGAAACCUCACUCCUAGUCUACAGACCAAUAUGUCUAAUGUCCUGGAGCCAGCUGAGUGUUUAAUACAUUUACAUCUUUCAGGAAGCCAUGCCAAAUUCUAAAUGGCUGGGAAGAUCUUUUCCCGUUUUUUUAACCACAUGUAGUAUGGACCAUUUUCCAACUAAAUCAGCAGAAAUAAAACAGAGCUGGCCACGACGACAUUCCUUUCUCAAAGGCAGGCAGUUGUGUUACUUGUGGUGUCUCAUCACUUACUAGAACUACUUCUGAAAACAAAUUCAAAAGGUAUUAAUAGAAGGAAUGAUGCAACUACAAUGGUAUAGAAGCACAGGGGAGAAUUCAUCUGACAAGUAAUUCUAAUGAAAUAAGUAGUGCAUCUUAGACUCUUCUUCUUAGUGGUCAGUAACAUUUAACCCUACCCGAUGAUAGUGCUGGCGCUCCAUCUGGUCACUGCAUAAUAUGGAAUGUAUUCUGGUUUAUGCCUGGUAAGUCUGUUAAUGUGUGCCAGAAGCUGUUCAUAGGUAUUAAAAUUGUUAUUGUACAGGUAGAUAGCUCACAUCUGUCUACUUCUCUGUGCCCCAACCCCAAGUCACUCAUGAUACAAGACUCGUUCAGCAGUUGCUGCUGCAAGCCAAGGGCUGGGCUUGAGCCUGUGCGCACACAAGCCGUCACUGCCCCACGGAUGGCUGCUGCGUGCGUGGAUACUGCCUUGCCGGCGCUGCUCCCAGCCUGUGCGUGCCUGCGCGCUCGCGCCAGAUGCCAGAGGGAUGCGUAGAUGGUCUGUGAGCCACUCUUCAAAAGCUAAGGUCAACCUCUGGUGAUAUUAAGGUAUUACUUUAAUCUCUUUUGUAUUAACCUAUUUCUCUAGCCCACUUUCACCGUAUUCUAGAUUUUAAAAUAGAUAAUUCACUUUUCUUUCAAAUAUUUAAUUAAAAAAAAAAAACACCCAAAGUUGUGGUCUGGAACCAAUUAUGCCAGAUAGCUGCACAAAGCCAGAUUCAUUUUAACAAACCAAAACCACUAGAACAAAGUGGUGUCUGAGGACAAGAAAAAAAAAAAUUAUAUAUAUAUAUAUAUAUAUAAAAAAAAAAAAAAAAAUCACAGCCCGCAUAUCCUAUCCAUACAUGUGCUUUACUUACUGCCCCCCCCCCCCCCCCCCCCCCCCCCCCCCCCCCCCCCCCCGUACACAGAAAGAUACCUUUGGAAGGACAUGCUGUUGUUCUACAGUUACAUUAGCUGCACACGAAGCCCAGCGCCGCUGUGCCGGAGCCCCCUGCUGGAUGGCGCGCGCGGCUGUGCGCCCACACACCCUGGCCUUGGAGGAGAGCGGCUGGGAAGAAUAAGAGUAGCAUAAAAUUGAGUGAAAAUGAAUCGCAAAAUAGAUUUAUUGUUUUAGCUCUUCUUAGGUGGGUAGCAAUCCAACGUCAAUGUUGCCACUGCCAACAAAUUUUGACACUACAUUAGUGUGACAAAUGCUGCUUUGGCUUGACCACUUGAUUAGUCAGAAUAAGGUCAGUUUUUCCAGAAAGUAUAGCGGGCAUAUACUGCUUUCCACUUAAAGGUAAACCGUGAACAACUUUAAUUAUAUGUAUUAUUAGCUGACCUUUGCUGUGAUCUCCAGAGAGCUUAAAAAUUUUAAUAUUGGAGUUUUUAAGUAUAAAGAAAGUAUUUUCAGUGGAAUAUUUUGCUUUUGUUUGCAUUCGUAACCGAGAAGAACCAGCUUUUCUGCUUGUUGCUGGCGUACUAGCAACUUGCUCUGCAAUGGCAUAAUCAAUGAACUUGCAAGAAUAUCCAUGUUCAUCACCUAGCACAGUUAGAAGACAGGCUGGGAAGAAAUGCAGAAACAAAUCAGAAUUUCUUUUCUCAGGGGUCUGUUUUUUCUAGCAAGUGAUAAGAUGGUAUAUAGAUAUAUAUGUAUUGCAGAUUUUUCUGGAUGAAGUUUUUUCAGGUGUAUGGUGCACUCAUUUAAUCUGACAUCUGGUCAAAGUUGUUCCUGAAAUUCACCUCAGCAGUAGCUUUCAAAGAUGUUUUGAAAAAAACAACACAGAAGAAAAAGAAAUCAGCUUAAAACUGAUUUAAUUAAUGUCAUGAUGGGGCUGUGGAGUGUAACUGCUUCUUAAUGUACAUGCACUGCAUAGGAUUUGGAAAAAUUUGCUGUGGAUUCUUUAAAACCUGUGUGCCAAUUAGUUCAGUUUUAACUUUGACUUUUUUUGUGGUAUUGAAGAAGUCUUCAAACAUCUGUGGUUUGAUCUCCUCUGUAAACUUAUAUUCUGUAAAGUGCCAUAGACCAUUUUUUAAAAGUGUAGCAUAUUUAAAUACAUAUAUAUAUAUAUAAAUAUAUACACAAACUUGUGUGAGAUGUGCAAUAACAGGAAUUUUUUUUUUGUAGUUUUUGGUUUUAAACAAGAUAUUUGAAAAGGGACUUCCCCAGGAAGGAGUGGCUGGAGUUUUGGUGAUGUGGACAAAUUGAGCAUAGAAUAAUGCAACAGAAGCACUGGUUUAGAAGAUGAAUGCAACAACAGUGACAGCAGCUUAAAGAUUUAACUAAAAAUCUCUUCUAGACUAAUUUGAAAUGCUCCUAUCUAUAUAAUACAGACCAUUCAAAUGUGAAGCUGUAUCCCUCUUUGGCAAUUUACAGUCUAAAAGCUGAAGAGGCUCAGCCUGUUCCUUAAUGUGCUUUAUAGUAACGCGGCACUGCAAAAAACAUUGCAACUGAGCUAUUUCUGGUUAGUCUAGAUCAUCUUUGCAUCUGUUUUACUCAGUAAAAUUAACAUUCUCUGGAUUCUGAGAGUUUUUCAGCUAAAUCAUUUCAAUUUUGCAUUAUUAUCCCACAUCAGAAUAUCUCACUUCCUAGUGGUAAAGGGAGAUUUCAAGUUUUCCUUGGAAGCAGUGGGCACUGAAGCCUACCACAGGGAACCAUCGUGGAAGGACAGAGCCCAACAAAAGUAGAGCGCGGCAGCAAUGUGUACACCACAGCCACCUCGUAUGAAAGGAGCGGCUGUGGCCAUCCAGCUGGACUAGAUUUUGAGCCAUGGUUUAUUUGUGGUACUGCUGUUGUGUUCUUGAGUCACCACUAUGUACAUUUGUUAGCAUGAAUGAUGUACCUAAUGUUUUUUAAUCAAAAUUUCAAUUAAAAUGUGAGUUUUCAAACUUUAACAGAA
Messenger RNA from Dromaius novaehollandiae (emu), 6152 nucleotides. RefSeq names its product LHFPL tetraspan subfamily member 2 protein. Lineage: Eukaryota; Metazoa; Chordata; Aves; Casuariiformes; Dromaiidae. The record is from RefSeq and is a predicted model, not a curated record. The coding region runs from base 1348 to 2034 and encodes 228 amino acids. Gene Ontology annotation, cellular component: membrane. The transcript has 9 exons.